Molecule: messenger RNA, 1614 nt
Organism: Olea europaea var. sylvestris
Lineage: Eukaryota; Viridiplantae; Streptophyta; Magnoliopsida; Lamiales; Oleaceae
Product: acetyl-CoA acetyltransferase, cytosolic 1
Exons: 15
Coding region: 121-1338 (405 amino acids)
Biological process (GO): fatty acid beta-oxidation
Molecular function (GO): acetyl-CoA C-acetyltransferase activity
Source: RefSeq, a predicted model, not a curated record
UCUGGGUGUGUGUAUAUAUAUACUCACUUUGCUCUGUUCGAUAAUCCAUAGUUGUUUCUCUGUGUCAUUGCUGAUUGCUCGCUGCUAAACUCCUAGCAUUCAACAGGUAUUAUCCUCAUCAUGGCUCCAGCAGCAGCAGGGGAUUCAAUUAAUCCAAGGGAUGUUUGCAUUGUUGGUGUUGCCCGUACUCCAAUGGGUGGCUUUCUUGGCUCUCUUUCUUCGGUAUCUGCAACCAAGCUUGGAUCAAUUGCCAUUGAGAGCGCUCUUAAGAGAGCAAGUGUUGAUCCAUCACUAGUCCAAGAAGUUUUCUUUGGGAAUGUACUCAGUGCAAAUUUGGGACAGGCCCCUGCAAGGCAGGCGGCAUUAGGUGCAGGGAUACCCAACACAGUGAUCUGCACAACUGUUAACAAAGUCUGUGCAUCGGGGAUGAAAGCGACUAUGCUUGCAGCACAAAGUAUCCAGUUGGGCAUUAAUGAUGUUGUUGUGGCUGGUGGCAUGGAAAGCAUGUCCAAUGUACCUAAAUACCUGGCAGAAGCAAGGAAGGGAUCUCGACUUGGACAUGAUUCUGUCGUUGAUGGAAUGCUGAAAGAUGGACUCUGGGAUGUUUAUAAUGAUUAUGGCAUGGGAGUUUGUGCUGAAUUAUGUGCCGAACAACAUGGAGUAACCAGAGAGGAGCAGGAUAAUUAUGCCGUUCAAAGCUUUGAGCGUGGCAUUGCUGCUCAGAAUGUUGAUGCUUUUAAAUGGGAGAUUGCUCCAGUUGAAGUCUCUGGAGGAAGAGGAAAACCAUCUACAAUUGUUGACAAGGAUGAAGGUCUAGGAAAGUUUGAUGCUGCAAAAUUGAGGAAGCUUAGACCAAGUUUCAAGGAAACUGGCGGUUCUGUGACAGCUGGCAAUGCUUCUAGCAUAAGUGAUGGUGCUGCUGCUCUAGUCUUAGUAAGUGGAGAGAAAGCUCUUAAGCUUGGUCUACUAGUGAUUGCAAGGAUCACGGGAUAUGCGGAUGCUGCUCAGGCACCAGAAUUGUUUACAACUGCUCCAGCCAUUGCCAUUCCGAAAGCUAUAUCAAACUCUGGCCUAGAAUCUUCUCAAAUUGAUUUUUAUGAAAUCAACGAGGCUUUUGCGGUUGUGGCUCUUGCAAACCAGAAGCUACUGGGACUUGAUCCAGAGAAAGUCAAUGUACACGGAGGAGCUGUUUCCCUGGGGCAUCCUCUAGGUUGCAGUGGAGCACGUAUCUUGGUCACACUUUUGGGGGUAUUGAAGCGGAAGAAUGGGAAAUACGGAGUUGGUGGUGUUUGCAAUGGAGGAGGAGGUGCUUCCGCCCUUGUUGUACAGCUCUUUUAACCUUCUUCUGUUUUGCUAUUUUCUAGAGUGUGGGCCUUAAGAUCGAAGUAGAUCAUCUCUGCUGCUGGCUACUUUCACGAGAAUAAACAUCGUAUGAAGUAGAUUAUCAGUACCAUCUUCGAAUCUAGAUUGAUUCAUAUUUUUCUAUCCAUUAUCUGCCACUUUAUCUUCCCUUUUCUUCUUCUCUCUCUCUGUUUUUUUUUUUUUUUUUUUUUUUAGAACCAAUAAAUGAAAGUGUAUUGCUCUUUAUAUAGUAGAAGAGAAUAUUUAUUCCAA